Drosophila kikkawai is the source of this 2484-nucleotide messenger RNA. It is a transcript of the gene Ugt316A1, whose product is annotated as UDP-glycosyltransferase family 316 member A1. Lineage: Eukaryota; Metazoa; Arthropoda; Insecta; Diptera; Drosophilidae. Gene Ontology annotation, molecular function: UDP-glycosyltransferase activity. The record is from RefSeq and is a predicted model, not a curated record.
ACACCGACAGCGCCGCAUUGUUGUUGCUCGCCGUUCUUUUCACUUUCGUUGCUAUUAUUUACCAAUCCGAGUGUUUAAUUAUCGCCUGCGAUUUUGUGCCAUUGAUUCGUAGUCCGCAAAAUGAUGAAAAUUGGCGGAAUAACUAUAAGUAAAGGCAGCAGAUAAUAAUAGACGCCCAGCAGGGGCUGCUCUACGUGUGCGUGUGCGUGUUUAUACGCGUGUUUGCUUCUGUGUGUGUGUUUGCGUGUGUGAGCUUGUGUGUUUUUGCAAAACCGGAAAAGCAAAAACUUCACAGAUACGAAACGCCGAAUGUAGAUACAGUAGUUGUAGAUGCGGAUGCGGAUUUUGUUCCUGCAUACAGAAUGCAUCUCCUGCGGCUAUUGCUGGCCUCGUUGCUUGGCGGCUUUGCCUUAGGUGCCAAUAUACUGGCGGUUUUUCCCAGUGUAUGGAAAUCGCAUUAUCUUUUCGGGCGGAGCUUGCUGCAGGAACUGGUGGAGAGUCGUUCCGGAAAUCACUCCGUGACCUUGAUCAGUCCACAUGCUGUGGAAGAUGCGGAAAUCCCAAGGAUCAGGGAGCUGCGGAUUGAGGGUCUGCGUGAGAACUGGCUGGACAUGGGCAUGAGCUUCCAGGCGGAGGAGAUGCGCUCCCAGAGCGUAAUGGAGCGCUUCACCAGAUUGAUUUAUGCGGGCACCACCAAUGUGGAUAUCCUGCUGUCUGAUGGUCAGGUGAGAAAACUCCUGACCAGCGGCGAGAAAUUUGAUUUACUCAUAGUGGACCUGUUUCUGAGCGAUGCUCUGCUAGGCUUGGCCUUCUACUAUGGCAUACCCACCGUUGCUAUCAGUCCCACCGGCGCCAAUUCCUGGCUUAACAAUAUGUUUGGCAAUCCCCAGUCCUCGUCCCUGGAUCCUAGCAACUUUUUGCCCUUCACGGAGAGGAUGAACACCAAGCAGAGGAUUGUAAACUCUUUGAUGAGCACCUUUGAGCGGCUGACCUACAACUUUUUUCACCUGAUCUCCCAGCAAUCGGUGUAUACUAAUCAUUUUGAGCUGCUCGUUAAGGAGCUGCCUUUGUAUAGAGAUCUGACCAAGAAUCUAAGCUUGGCCUUGAUCAACUCCCAUCCGGGUUUGCAUUAUCCCAGGGCCUAUUUACCCAAUAUGGUGGAGGUGGGGGGCUUGCAUUUAACCCCUAAGAAUGAACUUCAGUUGCCAAAUCACUUAGUGUCCUUCAUGGAGACUGCCACCAGUGGAGUUAUCUACUUUAGCCUGGGUGCCGAUGUCCAGACAGCUCAGUUGCCACCAGAAAAGCUUUCCAUCUUGCUUGAUGUCUUUGGUCACCUCACCGAGUUCCAUUUCUUGUUAAAAUGGGAAACUGAGGAGUUUCCAGCGGAGUUAACCCUCCCCGAGAAUGUAAUGAUUGCCGACUGGUGGCCACAGCAGGCCAUACUGCGCCAUCAGCAGGUGAAGAUGUUCAUCAGUAGCUGCGGGCAAUUGAGCGUCUGGGAAUCGGUUGCAGGACAAAAGCCCAUACUUGCCAUACCCAUACUAGCCGAGCAGGAGGUGAUGGCCCAGAGACUGAUGCAACAUGGUGUUUCCCUGACAGUUAACUAUGAUGUCAUAGCCUAUGAUGCCCUGCUCCAUGGGAUCAGGCAACUCACUCUAAACACUAGCUAUGUGGAGAAAAUGGUUCAGCUAAAUGAGAGAUUGAUAAGCAAGGACUCUGCCGGGCCAGCCAACAAGGCUGUGCGUAAGAUACAGUUGAUUCUGGAUUCGGGAGGAGCAGAUUUCCUUAAAUCCCAUGCAAAUACCCUAAACUUUUGGCGAGCCGAAGGCGUGGAUGUUUUGCUAAUCAUAGCUCUGGGUUUUUGUGGAAUUCUAGCCAUACCCUUUUUGGCCAUUUGUUGCAUUUUGAGGAAAUCCUAUUACAGCCAGGCGGCGCAAGAACAUCCACCCUACAGGACUAACCUCAAGGUGGUUGGCCGGGUUCAUAGCUAUGGUGAGCAGGGCAGCGGCAAGCCACCCAAGGGAGCAGAGUCCCUAAGAAGAACACGCUCGGCACAGUCCUUGUCUAAUAGGUCUAGCACCUCGAGCAUGAGCUCCACCACCAGCCCUUCGUCAGCGUCUACAACGCCACUGGAUCUGACUCCUCCCCCACCGCCGAUUCCCUUGCUGGGCCAGGUGCCGCCGCUGCAGUUGUAUGUGAAUCAGCAGCGGUUAUACUCAAGCGAACGAAAGACAUCACGAUAAAGUAAAGCAGAACGAUAUAUACAUAUAUAUAUUUCCCUAGGAAACUUAUAAUUAUAUAUAUAAGUUUGGGAUUAAAGUCCCAAGUCCAAACUAAGACACAUCCUGAACUUAACGUAUGCUGAGAAAUAACCUUUAGUGUUAAGUGUGAUUUUUUGUUAACAAUUGUGUAUAAUUGUGAAAAGUUUUGUGGUUUUUUAUUUGCUUAAGUUGUAUAUCUUAUAAAUUGUACAUAGUUUUUUAA